Molecule: messenger RNA, 3183 nt
Organism: Aplosporella prunicola CBS 121167
Lineage: Eukaryota; Fungi; Ascomycota; Dothideomycetes; Botryosphaeriales; Aplosporellaceae
Exons: 4
Coding region: 1-3183 (1060 amino acids)
Biological process (GO): intracellular calcium ion homeostasis; calcium ion transmembrane transport; manganese ion transport
Cellular component (GO): endoplasmic reticulum; Golgi membrane; plasma membrane
Molecular function (GO): ATP hydrolysis activity; P-type calcium transporter activity; ATP binding
Source: RefSeq, a predicted model, not a curated record
AUGUCAAGAGGCGCUUCUCCCGGUCUUCCAAUCUACAAUGCCGACUCUUCGUCGUUGCGCCCCGCCUCGCCCGCUCUGAACCUGUCUCCCGCAAAUUCGCGCCCUCCGUCCAGGCGGGCGCGCAGCAGCGCAGCUGGAUCGAACAUCACCUCAGCCUACUCGAUCCUGUCGCCCGAAGAAACCGCAACCCAGCUUUCCACCUCCCUGAAAUCUGGCCUAACGCCCUCCGAGGCGUUGGCGCGCAUCCACGACCAUGGCACCAACGAGCUGCCCCACGAGGAGCCCGAGCCGCUGUGGCUCCGCUUCCUCAAGCAGUUCCAGGAAACCCUGAUAUUGCUCUUGCUCGGCUCGGCGGGGGUUUCUUUCAUCAUGGGCAACUACGAGGACGCUGUCAGCAUCACGGCCGCCGUCACCAUAGUCGUCACUGUCGGCUUCGUCCAGGAAUACCGUUCGGAGAAGUCGCUGGAAGCCCUGAAUCAGCUGGUGCCGCACUCGGCGCAUGUGCUUCGCGGCACCUCGCUCAGCAUUCCGAAGCGGAGCCCAUCACCGGCGUUCAACAAGGAAAAUGGCAGCGCUGGAGCAUCGACAGACAGUUUGGAUACGGUCGCAGCCCUGGAGGCCGCAGAGGGAGCGUCGAGUACAAUCUCGGCUACUCAGCUCGUGCCGGGCGACCUGGUGCUCUUUCACACCGGCGAUCGUAUCCCCGCCGACAUUCGCAUCACCCACGCUGCAGACCUCUCCAUAGACGAGUCCAACCUGACUGGCGAAAAUGAGCCGGUUUCUAAGAGCCCUGAUACGCUUGACCGCGAGGCCAUGAGGAAGCCCCUCGAUGCGUCUCCGCGGACCCCGUUUUAUGCAUCCCCGGCUGCGGGCACCGUUGGCGCAGACAUUCGGUUAAACGAUCAGACCAACGUCGCCUUCAUGGGUACGCUGGUUCGCUCCGGAUAUGGCCAGGGCAUUGUCAUUGCUACCGGGCCCGACACUGAGUUUGGUGCCAUUUCUGCCUCUUUGCAAGAAAUCGAGAGCCCGCGGACGCCACUGCAGCUCUCCAUGGACCGCUUGGGCAAGGAUCUCAGCUACAUGUCAUUCUGUGUUAUUGGUUUCAUCAUGCUGGUCGGCCUUUGGCGAGGAUGGCAGUUCUUGGAGAUGUUCCAGAUCGGAGUGUCUCUCGCAGUCGCCGCCAUCCCCGAGGGUCUUCCAAUCAUUGUGACAGUCACUCUGGCUCUCGGUGUCUUACGGAUGUCAAAGAGAAAUGCCAUCGUGAGGAGACUACCUAGCGUGGAGACGCUGGGUUCGGUCAACGUGGUGUGUACUGACAAAACAGGCACGCUUACUACAAACCACAUGACGGUCACCAAGCUCUGGCACUUUGAUGACAAAGAGCCUAUGGACGUCCACCGUAAACAGGGGUCGGCCGCCCUCGACCCGGCGACGCGCACCGUCCUGCGCAUCGGCAACAUAGUCAACCAUGGCCGCCUCAUCAGCCCCGCUGCCGCCUCUAAUGCCACUGCUGCCGUCUUGUCGUCCACCAUGGGCGGUGACGAUGCCUCUGGCGCUAAGAGCCGCUGGGUCGGUCAGCCUACUGAUGUCGCACUUCUCGACCUCCUAGAUGAAUUUAGUGAAGAUGAUGUCCGCGAGCGCAUCGGCCAUCGCCGCAAUGAGACACCCUUUAGCUCCGAGCGUAAGUGGAUGGGCUGUGUAGUGCAAGGGAACCCCAACGCCGGCUCCAACUCUCAAGACAUGGCGUACAUCAAGGGCGCCUUGGAGAAGGUGCUGGCACGUUGUGACAUGUACAUCACGGCCCAGGGCCGUGAGGUACCCUUGGACGAGGCGCGGCGCCGCGAGGCCGUUGCCGCAGCAGAGAGCAUGGCCCAAGACGGGCUGCGCGUGCUGGGCUUCGCAAGCGGGCCGGUCAAGGAGUCGAAGAAGGGCAGCCUGCAUGCACCGCUGCGAGGCCGUAGUGGCAACUCCACGCCUUCGCCCGAGUCUGAGGAUCUGUACCAGGGCCUGACUUUCGCCGGCCUUGUCGGCAUGAACGACCCCCCGCGUAAGGGCGUCGACCGCAGCAUCCGUCGCCUGAUGGCGGGCGGCGUCAAGGUCAUCAUGAUCACGGGCGAUGCCGAGACCACGGCCGUCGCCAUCGGCAAGAAGCUAGGCAUGCCCAUCAACACGUCGUCCUCGGCGAUUGGGCCAUCUGUGCUCCGCGGCGACGAGCUGGACGCCAUGAGCGAAGAGGAACUCAGCCGCGCCAUCGCGACGACGACCGUCUUCGCGCGCACGAGCCCCGAGCACAAGAUGAAGAUUGUGCGGGCGCUGCAGGCGCGCGGCGACGUGGUAGCGAUGACAGGUGACGGAGUGAACGACGCGCCGGCGCUGAAGAAGGCAGAUAUCGGCAUCAGCAUGGGACGGCUAGGCACGGACGUGGCCAAGGAGGCCGCAGACAUGAUCCUCACCGACGACGACUUUAGCACGAUUCUGAGCGCCAUCGAGGAGGGCAAGGGCAUCUUCUACAACAUCCAGAACUUCCUGACGUUCCAGCUGUCGACGAGCGCCGCGGCGCUGAGCCUGGUGCUGCUGAGCACCUUCUGCGGCUUCAAGAACCCGCUGAACGCCAUGCAGAUUCUGUGGAUCAACAUCCUCAUGGACGGUCCACCAGCCCAAUCUCUCGGCGUCGAGCCCGUCGACCCAGCCGUCAUGUCGCGGCCCCCACGCAGCAAAACCGCGCGCGUACUCACGCAACCCCUCCUGCAGCGCGUGCUCACACAAGCGGGCGUAAUCAUGCUCGGGACGCUGUACAUCUACAUCCGGGAGAUGCAAGACGGCACCGUCACAGCGCGCGACACAACGAUGACGUUCACAGCCUUCGUCAUCUUCGACAUGUUCAACGCGCUCACGUGCCGCAGCGAGGGCAAGUCCGUGCUGCGCGGCGAGAUCAGCGUCUUCGGGAACCGCAUGUUCAAUUACGCCGUUGCGGGCAGUUUGGUCGGCCAGGCUGCCGUCGUCUAUCUCCCGGGCCUGCAGGGCGUGUUCCAGACUGAGGCGCUGGGGCUCACGGACUUGGUCGGCUUGGCUCUGGUUGCGAGUUCGGUGUUUUGGGUUGAUGAGGGAAGGAAGUGGUGGCGGAGGAGGGUGCAGCAGGGGGGAAGGGGAAUGGGCGUGAGGGGCUAUAGCGCUGCGGUGUAG